This is a messenger RNA of Nyctereutes procyonoides (raccoon dog), 3222 nucleotides long. RefSeq names its product Ras association domain family member 3 (gene RASSF3). The transcript has 5 exons. Gene Ontology annotation, biological process: signal transduction. The record is from RefSeq and is a predicted model, not a curated record. The coding region runs from base 76 to 783 and encodes 235 amino acids. Lineage: Eukaryota; Metazoa; Chordata; Mammalia; Carnivora; Canidae. Gene Ontology annotation, cellular component: cytoplasm.
CGGGCGGGCGCGGCACCCCCUGCCUUGGCCGCCUGCGCCCCGGGGCGGCGGCCGGCGCGCGGCGGCGGCAGCAGCAUGAGCAGCGGCUACAGCAGCCUGGAGGAGGACGCCGAGGACUUCUUCUUCACCGCCAGGACCUCCUUCUUCCGCAGGGCGCCCCAGGGCAAGCCCCGCGCCGGCCAGCAAGAUGUGGAGAAAGAGAAGGAGACGCACAAUUACCUCAGCAAAGAGGAAAUCCAAGAGAAAGUUCACAAAUACAACCUAGCAGUCACAGACAAGUUGAAGAUGACCUUGAAUUCAAAUGGGAUUUACACUGGCUUCAUUAAAGUCCAGAUGGAACUCUGCAGCCCCCCCCAGACUUCCGGAAAGCUCGCUCCCAGCAGCAACGGCUGCAUGAACACGCUUCACAUCAGCAGCACGAACACCGUCGGGGAAGUGAUCGAGGCCCUGCUCAAGAAGUUUCUCGUGACCGAGAGCCCUGCCAAGUUUGCACUUUAUAAGCGUUGUCAUCGGGAAGACCAAGUCUAUGCCUGCAAGCUCUCAGACCGGGAACAUCCGCUCUACCUGCGUUUGGUAGCUGGGCCCAGGACAGACACACUGAGUUUCGUUCUUCGUGAACAUGAAAUCGGAGAGUGGGAAGCCUUCAGCCUCCCGGAGCUGCAGAAUUUCUUGCGCAUCCUGGACAAGGAGGAAGCCGAGCAGCUGCAGAGUGUGCGGCGGCGCUACGCGGCCUACAGACACAAGCUGGAGGAAGCCCUGGGCGAGGUGUGGAAGCCGGACUAGGACGCGGGACCUGUGCCCGAAGCAGCCGCUGCGGGGCUGUCAUCGGGGCUGUCGUCUUGGCUGUCGCCUGGGCAGCUGCCGGGCAGCUUCUCCGCGGUUCUGCGGUGCCGACCCCCCGGCAAGCUGUGAAUCUGCUCGUGUGGCCCGGAGCUGCCCAGGCUGCUUGGAAGCAGGGACUCUGGGGUUUUUGUUUUUGGGUUUUAUUUCCUUACUCUGUUUUAGUUAAUUCUGUGAUGAGGACGUUAAGCAGGUUCAGGACAUGGCAGGUGAUUUUUUUCCAGGCUUCACAAGGAAUCUAUCUGAAUACUUGUCCCAUCUUGAAGCUACCUGUCCGGGUGACGUUUUUCUUCUUGUUUUUAAAUGUCAGGGGAUGCGAUCCGUGGGAGUGGAGAGGCCAGGACCAGGGACCCUGAGGAGGUUGUGAAGGGAGACUAGGAGCUCGACCGAGAAUGUGCCGAGCAAGUGUGGAGGCGGCGGCCUCGGCAGGGCAGGUGCGCAGGGCAGGUGCGCGUAGGUGGCGUGAAGGCUUACGGUUUUGAGGUUAAGCUCGCUGUAGUAUAGCUGGAUUUGCUGGUAAGUGAAAUGUGGAAGCAGAGCCAAAGAAAGUAGGAGCUGGACCCAGAGGAGGAACGGGAAGUCUGCAGCUGACCGGAGACUCGAACCUUCUGGCAGGUGGAGCUCGUGGGCCCAGAUGGAGGGGGAGCCUUGCAGCCGGGCCGCCCCCUGAGGGACGGGGGGGGGGGUGUGCAGUGAUCACCUGCUAACUUCUGUCCUGUGACACACACCCCCCCCCCCAGCUGUUUUCUGAGUUGAAGAGGAUUCUGGGUCCGGGGGCAGGGGUGGUGGCGGUUUUCUUGCUAGCUGGGAGAUGGAGGUAGAGAGCUCACAGCAUCCAUGUGUGACAGUCACUCCCUUCCUUUCCCUGUUUUCCCUUCUUCCUCGCACUUUCCCCUCUUCCUGCUCCACUCCCACCUCUUUCCCCCUCCCCUUCCUCAGCGACUGCCCUUUGCUUACCUGAGGAUGUAGUUACAGACUCAGGGCCUUUAGAUCCUCCUGCCAGGAGUCCUGGUCUGUAAGGAGGGUGGCGGCCAGGGACGGAGGACUCCCCCGCCCCCAAAAGCCGGACUCCCCCGCCCCCAAAAGCCGAGCACACAAGAGGGGUUCUUUGUGGAAAUGCUUUAACAAAAAUGCAUGUUCCUACCCACCAAAGAAAGGCGUGUGCAAUAGAAGCCUUCCUUUAAAGCACAGUAAAUAACCUCAUUUUCUUUGCAGCAAUCUGAAGACAACAGGAAAGAUGUGCUGUGGUUCUAAAGGGGCCUUAUAAUCUACUUUUCAGUCUAGAUAUAUUUUGUUUUAUAAAUUCCCAAGGAAUUGUCAACACUCUGGUGACACCUAAUGGAUUCUUUUUGAAAUUCCAAGGUGCUUCAUUUCUUUGCCUCUUAAGUGAACUGUGCCUUUUAUUGCAUUUCUGUUCCCCUCUUGGUGGCGCUUCUGACUUUUCAGAGACCGCCCGUCCCGGUGGAGGCAGGUGUAAGCCAUGGUUCUGCGGCGCCACAUGAGUUACUGAGACAAUCAUAUCUUCCUAAGCAUUUUAAGGAGAGUUGGAAAAAAAAAAUAAAGUAGAACUAGCUAUAAAAUAUGUAUGGCACAUCUUGUUUAAUUUUGCAUGGAACUUCUUUUUAGUGCAUCGAUGAGGUUUUAGUGACAUCGUCAUCCGACACUUUACCGUUAUUGUUCAGGGAACGCCUUCAUGAUUUUUAUACUGGUUUUACUGUUCAGACUGUGGCUUGGGUUUGCGUAUACUGUUAUCAGCCAGCUGGUCUUUCGGUUGCCCACCCAGUAAGCUUAUAUUUUGUGAAGCAUUUGUUUCUCAGAUUAAGACACUGUUAGAACCUAAAGUAGUAGCUGAUGGUUAUCUGUGAAUUUUUUUUUUUUUUACUUGAAAUAGAUUGUCUAAAAUAGGCAUCCUCCUCCGUAGUAUCCAGAACCUCGCUUGUUGCCGUGUGCACUACAAGUUGCAGUUUGGAGAACUUGCCGUAUUGAAAAGUCUGUCAGUGCAUAGUUCGAUACUGAUGUUCUCUGCCAAACACUGGUUCCUGCAGCAGCAUUUUUCAUGCAUAAAAGAAGAAAGGCCAUGAUGGCCAGAGAUUUAAAAAAAAAAAAAUCAUUGUACAAAUUGUUAUGUUAAAUUAAACUAAGCUUUGCUGUAAUACUGUUUUCUCUUCAAUAAGUGAUGGUACCGGAAUGUUGUCUAAGUGAAGGGGGGGUAGUAUUGCAGGGGAGCAAUCUAAAUCGCAGAAGUAAAAAAAAAAAAAAAAAAAAAAAAGUAUAUUUAUAAUUUUGAUGAGUUUAUUUUUAUAGGGAAGAGUUUUCUUCCCUACAGUUGUUCCUGGAAUGGCAAAUUGUUUCCAUUUAUUAAAAGUCGAAGUUGUUCGUUGA